AUGGUGAACAAGAUCUCUCAUCCGGGAUUUUCGGGUCCAGAGGAGGCGCCCACAUUUCCGAUGGAGCCUUCUUGCAAUACCAAACAGGGAGUCUCCUCCGGCGUAAACUGGAGGGACGCGCCGACGGCUGCUUUCGACAGGCGCAGCCGCGCGUGCAUAGUGUCUGCCAAUGUACGUAGUGUUUUGAACACACGAGACGAGUUGGAGGCGGUUGUUACGGAACACUUCUUGGUGGUCAUCGCCCUCACCGAAACCCGGCUCACCCCCAACGUUCUUGACUCUGAGGUCUCUCUCCCGGGGUAUGCGUCAUUCCGUUCGGACCGUGCACAACCAAGGAUGGGUGGGGGCGUCAUGCUGUUUGGCCACGAAAGUGUACCGGUUACUCACCUCUACAGCUACGCGGAUCCUGAGGGUAAGGGAGAAGCGCUGUGGUACAAAGCCAAAGUGUGCUGCAACGGCUACANCAGUGGCCAUCCGGGACGAUAUGCGUCGAUGGGCUGGCGACGGCCACUGUUUGAUUUUUGGUGA
Molecule: messenger RNA, 528 nt
Organism: Echinostoma caproni
Lineage: Eukaryota; Metazoa; Platyhelminthes; Trematoda; Plagiorchiida; Echinostomatidae
Source: the annotation of a GenBank genome assembly